Humulus lupulus (European hop) is the source of this 971-nucleotide messenger RNA. RefSeq names its product rhodanese-like domain-containing protein 14, chloroplastic. The transcript has 6 exons. The record is from RefSeq and is a predicted model, not a curated record. The coding region runs from base 140 to 868 and encodes 242 amino acids. Gene Ontology annotation, cellular component: chloroplast. NCBI's taxonomy places the organism in Eukaryota, Viridiplantae, Streptophyta, Magnoliopsida, Rosales, Cannabaceae.
CUCUCGAAAGAUCUCUAAACAAAAUAGAAGCAUCAGAGGAAGAGCAAGUACUGGUAAUUACUCAAACCAAUUUAACCAAAUAGUACUAAGAAUCAGAAAAAUACCAGAAGCUGAUUUUGCUUGGAAUUUUUUUAUCUCAAUGGCUUCUCUUACUUCACUCACCUCUUAUCCAUCUUCAUCAUCUUUACAAUCAAAUUUCCAACACUCACCUCUGAUGUUGGCUUCUAAACAUUCUCAGAAUAAUCAUAACUCCUCCCGGUUGAUGCUUGGAGUGUUGAGAUCUACAAAUAAUGGAUUGUCACCACAGACAUCUCCACAGCGCCUGAAAAUCCAGAGUGCAGCAACCAAGCCAGCAAAAAGACCAGCUGAAGAAGACUGGAAGAUCAAAAGAGAAAAAUUGCUAGAGAAAAGGGUACGGAGUGUGGAUGCUAAAGAGGCUUUUCGACUCCAGAAAGAAAACAACUUCGUUAUUCUUGAUGUACGGCCUGAAGCAGAUUUUAAAGAGGCUCAUCCACCAGGUGCCAUCAAUGUACAAAUAUAUAGGCUCAUAAAAGAGUGGACAGCAUGGGACAUAGCUCGCCGAGCUGCAUUUGCAUUUUUUGGCAUCUUUGCUGGUACAGAGGAGAACCCUGAGUUCAUACCAAUUGUGGAGUCAAACAUAAAAAAGGAUGCAAAGAUAAUAGUGGCUUGCUCAACCGGGGGUACAAUGAAACCAACCCAAAAUCUCCCAGAAGGUCAACAAUCAAGAUCACUGAUAGCGGCCUACUUGCUUGUUCUGAAUGGGUAUGCCAAUGUUUACCACUUGGAAGGAGGCCUUUAUGCAUGGUCCAAAGAAGAUUUACCAAUCACAAGUGAAGAGGAAGAGUAGAGUGUUAAGAUGAUUACAUUUCAUGACAUUCAAAUUUUUUGUCCCUAACAGAAUCAGUUUAAAAUAGAAGCUAAAGUAUUUCCUGGCUAACAGGAAUUGUGAA